GAGAGAGUGUGUGUGCACGCGCUACAGACAUGAUGCACGGUACAGUUCGGUACUGAGAGACAACGAAGCCCAAAAAAAAACAAGGCGAAGAAACUCGUGGAGCACUUUCAACACAUUCGCCAUGCAGACGAUGAGAGGCAAGUCUCGGAAACACGUGCGCGUAGAAGAACUCGGGGCCACGAGAUUCGUGCGCGCUUUUUGAUUUUCCCUUAAAGCGUGUGAAAACCGCGGAACAGCCAUAAUUCCCGCUUCCAGUCGGACCUUGUGCGGGAAGUACGCGCCGUGUAGUUGGUGCGCAUGCGCAGUUGGGUCCGUUCGGCGCCCCUUGUGCUUUAUCUGCGAACAAGCCACCAUUGGUGAGUUUGGGUUCUUCGUCGAAGUUGUCCAGCUUUUCGCGGCUCGCACGAAUGUCCAGCAAACAAAGUCUGGCUCCCAGAUAAGACAAUCAGACUGCUCAUUACAGGACUGACUGUGGCAUAAUAGGGUUUGCACCAUGGAGGGUGAUGGAACUGAACUCACACUGGAAAAGGAGAGACUGACAGAAGAGGCAUGUCUUAUCUCCACUCCACACUUGGUGUCUCUGGUUUUGAAGCCAGGCGAAAUUGGCAAGUGUGGCAGAAACCAGACAAACCAACAAGUUACUUUGUCCCCAAUUACACUUACUCAAAGCUCAACCCAAGAAAGUCACACAGGCAGUGGCAUUAAAGUUACUCUGGAGAAUGAAUCGGUUUGGAGUCGGUUUCACAGCUUGGGCACAGAGAUGAUCCUCACAAAGCAAGGCCGGCGGAUGUUCCCCUGCUGUCGCUUUAGGCUGAGUGGAUUAGAUCCACAAAGGAAGUACUUUCUGGUUAUGGAUAUCAUGCCUUUAGAUGAUUUUACCUACAAAUGGAAUGGAAAGUCCUGGGAGCCUGUUGCAGUGGACGAGCCUCAUGUGCAGGGACAGAUAUGUGUUCACCCAGAGUCGCCAGCCCUGGGCCAACAGUGGAUGGAUAGCCCUGUGUCCUUUUACAAAGUAAAGCUAACCAAUGACUCCACGGACCAAGACGGCUGUGUGCUUUUGCGUGCAAUGCACCGUUAUCUACCACGGCUGCGUAUUGUACCUUUCGAUCCAGAUUCAGGUGGGACUAUUGUACUCGAUAGUCCAAAAGUUAAGAUAUUUAGCUUCCCUCAAACAGAGUUUUAUGCAGUUACCAGCUACCAGAACCCUCAGAUCACUCAGCUUAAAAUUGACUGUAACCCUUUUGCAAUGGCCUUCAGAGAAGACAGCCAGAGUAUUCGUUUGCUGCAAGACAAACUCAAGCCCUGCUCUUCUGUUGGAUCACACUUUCGAUCUCCUUUUCUAAGUUUGGCCCGGAAUCUCAGUGGAAAAAGGAAAGAGGGUGCAGUAAAAAGCACCAUCUCGACCUGUAUUCAAAACAACAGAAAAAGAGGUCUUUCUGCAGAAACAGAAACUCGUAAAGAGGGAGACGGCAUCUUGACUAAAAUGAAAAAUGCCAUUUUAAGUAGUUCAAAUGAUACCGACUGCAGUGAAAAUGACAGAGGAAAUGAAACCGGGGUGUAUAAAUGUCCAGCGGAACCUGUGCUGAAUGAGCAUGUGGCACCUUUGGAAUUUGAAACAAGUGUAACUGUGCCUUUAGAAGAACCCUUGCCAAGUGCUGAUGAACCGGUUCCUCCCAUAAGUAGCACUGAAAAUUCUAAAUCUUCUGAGUCUUUUGAGCAUGAUGUUAGUUCUCACAUAGGCUGCAAAGACAGUGACUCACCUACAGAAUCAUCCAUGUCUGCUCCGAGUCCUCAGACUCCAGGGCAAAUAAAGUCUGCUGCUGCUUCCAUGCCUGGACCACCUUUCCUUAAUGGUAGUCAAGUACAUGAGCGAAAACCAGGCCACCUGUUUAGACUUAGACGUUUUCAGAGGCGCAGGAAAGCUAAAUCUAAACGGUGGUCUAAGACAAAGUAUACAAAACCCCCUCCUGCAGUUGUGCCGCCUAGCGUUCCUUUGCACCCAGACCUUGAAGAUGUGGAGGGAAUGUUGUUUGUAUCUUUUGUUGCAAAGGAAGCCUUAAAUACUCCUGUUGAAAACAAAAAGGAAAGUGAAUCGUCUAUGCCUUCACCAUCUCCAACACAUGGUCCGUCAGAUAAUCAUGAAGCUGAAGAUGUCAAUCUUUCUGUGACGGAAAGAAUUGCCAAAUUGGAGGAAAUUUUACUCCUUCAUCUAAAACAGCAAAAACACAGACAGGUCAUUCACCCAUGCCUGCAAGACGUUGGCAUGAAGUUGAGCCUUCUGGAUCCAAAGUUACCUAUAGACUUGCAGUACCUUGGUGUGCACUUGCCCCUUUCUCCACCUCUUCAUGAGGGUUUGGAUAAAAUGAAUCCCAUGAGCCUGUCACCUUCUCCUGAUGGAGCUGGAUGUUUUGUGUCACGGACAGGGAAGACGAACGAUCCCACGAAGAUAAAAGGCUGGAGAGAUAAAUUUAAGACCAACACAGUACAGAGUGCAACUGAAGGUCUGAAAAACAGUUCAGCAUUCUGCAGUGAAAUGUUGGAUGCAUAUCUUGAAAACGAGGCCCAGCAAAUCAGCGACCGUGUUGCUGUGUUCUCUAAAUGCUCUGCCUCACCAGUAUCAUACCAGCUACCUUCAAAAAGCAGCAGUUAUGUGGUUACUCUGGAUAGUCUACUCAAGGCUAGAUCUGCCUCAUCGAAGAAGGACUGCAGCAAACCGACGGACAAAAUUCCGCCCAGAUCUCCACUUAGAGGAUCUCCGAACACUGCAGUACCUUUGUCUUCAGCAGGAUCUCAUUAUAGAUUACGAGGAAACCGAGAGAGAGAGAGAGAAUUUACACCUUCAUUUCAGGCACAUCAACAUGCAGUGUCUUCACUGCAAUCCAGCAAAUCCAGAAGAUUCGUUUCUAGAGGUGGAAUGAAGAAACAACCUGGCAGAUGGAACUCCAGUGCAGAGACAGCAAGACAUAUCAGUAGUGUGCAGAGUCCCACGAUCCCUGUAAAAGUCAAAAACAAGGUGUUGCUUCAAGAGUUCGAGAAAGAGGCAAUGUUUGAUGGUAAAGUUCGUACACACAUCACUACUGAGAGAGCAAAAUUUGCUCUUACCGCUGUGCUUAAUUUCAAGAAAUCAGGUAAAAGGCCUAGGUACAACAUGCACCAUAAAAAUGAGAAUGCGUGUCCUGAGGAUUUCUGUUGUUUGGGCUGCGUGUGUGAUAGCCUGCACAGGGAAGUCCGAGGGCCUACACACUGCCGGAGAGUUGAGUGCAUGUUUGAAUGCAGCUGUUUCAAACACAAGGUCCUUCUGCUCCACCCUUUAAGAGAGACAGCAAGUGUUCAGCGGGGAAGGAAGAGUGCAGUAAUGGCUUUUCCUAUCGCCGACCCAGAGAGGGAACCCAGACCACCACCUGCACCUAGUAUCACCACCUUAUGGAAAAGGAAAACAGGAGAACAUGAUCCUGAGCCAAUAUUUAUUCCAGCUCCUCCACGUUCUUCUAAAAAUGUGUCCCAUUUACAUACCAGUCUAAACUAUUCCUCUAAUCAGGUGCGGGAGGAAGAUAAAGAUCCUGUGUAUCUGUAUUUUGAGAGUAUGAUGACAUGUGCUCGUGUGAGAGAGUACAACAGUAAUCCACCACCUCAGAUACACAUGUUCCCCAGCAAAAAAGAAAUGACAGAAGAUGAAGAGCUUAAUGAAAUUGCAGAAGCAUCUAAUCUGGCUUCCUCUCAGAUAACAUCAGAAACAAAUCCCACUGAGAGUCCAGCAAAGCCCAAGCCUACUAAACUGCUGGAAAUCCUGUCUGAGUGUAACUGGGAGCCUCAUCGGAGUUUGGUUUUGAACACGCUGUUCCGACGCAUGAACAGCAACCUCCUGUCCGAGCCUUUCUGCUUUGGCAUGUACAAAAUACAGCUUCUUUCUACUAUCAUCAAAGGAGAAGACAGGUCCUCUACAAUUACUUACAAGGUGUGCAUCUCCCGGGCGGAUGAAAAGGAGAUGACUGAUGACUUGCAGCCGCCAGUGAAGAAGACGAUGAAAAAACAAAGAGUGAAAGGUGUUGAAACCAAAGUAUCAAAAACCUGUGAAACACAAGCUCAGAGAGCAACAGAGGACACUGAUUCUAGGAGAAUGAGUAGUGCAUUGGAGGAAGAGCAACAAAAAAAUCUCCUCUCUAAGAGACUGUUAAGGUCUUUGCCCUUCCUUACCCAUGCUGCAACUGUUGGUUGUCUCACGGCAUAUAAAAAGAAACCUGGAGGCCCUUCUCAUGGUCUAAUUAAGGUAAAUGGCAAAUCAUAUGCUAAAGCGAAAGUCCUUUUGGGCCAACUUGGAGCUUUACAUCCAGUGAAUCGCUUUGCAGCUUUCGUCACUGGCAGGCUACUGCCUGUAGGUCAGACUAAAGAUGUAGGUGAUGUCACCAAAGCUUGUCCUCCCAAAGCCCCUCUCAAGCCAAGUUCCCAAGCCAGUGCACCUGAGCCUAACACCACAUCCAAAAACAAAAGAUCAGACAUUAGUCACAUGAAAGCCAUGAAAAGUGUGGGCCCACCCCCUGGCAAAACUCCCAUUGUGCCUGAUGGCACCAGAUUUGUUCUUGUGCCAGUAACACCUUCCAACUCUGCAGCUGCUCCUUCAGCAGAAACUGUUUCUAGUUCCACCCUCCCACCUGGCCAGCAAGUGGUUCUGCAGCCUGUUCCAGGGUCAAACUUUUUAUGUCAGUACAAUGGCCAAAUGAUCCAACUAAAGCCCAUCAGCACUGAGCCUCAUGUUCAGCCACAGCCUAGUUCUGUCAGUGAAGGUAGCACUUCACAAGUUCUACAAACAGCAGACAACACAUGCCUGCCAAAAGACACCAGAUCUCUGCAGAUGCCUUUGAUCUCUACUCCUUUAUCAAAAAUUGUGCCCAAGCCUUUGUCGGAGGUUUCACCCAAAGUGCUCUCUCUGUCAGCAAAGAGUGGCAUGAACAUUGCCAGUGGCAUGUCAGCCUUUAAUUUACAGUCGAGUUUUCCAGGUAAAACAGGGACAUUCUCUUUUCGAAUAUGCCCGCCUAAUGGAGGGAAGCCUGUACGAUCAGAGCAUGGUGUUAAGUCUCCUGAACCCUCUGCUGACACUUCUCCUACUGUGCUACUUCCUGGAGGUUUCACCUUGAUUAAACUCUUUCACACUGCUGUGCCAGCUGUUCCUGCAAAUGUCACUUCGGCUGCUUUUCAUCCAGCUGAAAUCCCGCAGAAUGAUGAAAGUAUUAGGAAAUCUAUCGUACAGAGUUGCUCCCCCAGCCUCGAACAAAAUGGUCAAGUUUCAGAAAGCAUUUCCAAUCCAGAUCUUUUUGAAACAUCAAACUCCGGUUUAAGCCAGAGUAGCAUGGACCUUCCCUCAGAAAGUAUUAUCAAAGAGGAGUCUGAGGAACACUUCUCUGAGUCAGAAAAUACACUGUCGCCAAGCAAGUACAACUGGGCACCUGACGGUGCUGUGAUGGUACACACAAGUGAUAUGGAUAUGGAUAUGGAUGAUUGGCCACCCAAUGGAGCAGAGCGAAUUUUGUGGAUAGACUCUGCCGAUGAAGAGGAGGAUGAAAUCCCACCUGCAGUGGAAGCCAGUGAGUCAAAGACCACAACAACAGAAGCUAACUUUAGUAGCUGUGAUGAAGAGCCUCAAGUAGUUAAUCUGUGUUUUAAUAAAAAAGAGACUCCCCUCAUUCACAACAAGGAUUUGCCACCUAAAGAUGAUGUGUGUUCUAAAAGCGCUCCUGCUGAUGAACAGAAACUUUAUCUUGAUUCUAGCAUAUCCAGUAGUGACCAAGAAAAUGACUGUGAUCCAUUCACAAAUGCAAAUAUUACCAAACAAGAGCCACCGUUCUUAAUUCCCAUUAUAAAAAUUGACGAUAAUGAACCAACACAGAUAUUCUCUGGCUCCCAUAAUAGCAGUGAACAAGUUAUGUUUCAAGAAGAUUGUCCUUCAGUUCACAUUAAAAAUGAGCCAAAUAACACACCAUGUAUGGACAUGGCUGGUAAUGAGCCUGACAUGAAGGACCAAGGGCUUCUAGCUGAUAAUAGCACUUUACGUAUCAGUAGAAUAGAAACUUUAAACAAUCAAACAGCAGAGAAUACAUUUCUCAAACACAUUCCUAUCACGGAACAAAGGCUUGACUCUACUAGUAAUUACAUUAUAUCUACAGAAAUAGAAUCAUGCAGUGACUCACCAGGGAGACACACAUGCACCAUGCCUGAUAUUGAUAAACAGCAUAUUGUCUCAAAAGAUAUUUUACUACCUAUCAAUAAAGAGGAACCCUGUAUGAAUCAGCCAGUGACAGAAUUUCCACAAGACCUAAAUAAGCAGGGUGUGGGCUCUAAAAAUAGUUCACAAGUCCUCACUCAUAUGGAGUUUUAUAAUAAUCCAGCCAAGCCCAACUCCACAGCUCCACUGAAUGCUGAAGACAAUCAUGAGAAUGCUGACAUUGCUGGUAAUGCUCCAUGCUCUUUACUGGAUCAUCAGACACUUGUGAACUCCACGCCUACAGCACAUCCGCUAAACAUAUCUAAGACCACACUGACAGAGCUGUCUGAUGACGAAGACAUUGUUCUGGAUGUGGUGAACAUAAGUGAAGAUGAAGCUCCAUUUGAGUUUGACAAAGAUAAGGCCGAUUCAAGUGGCGAUGGUGAUGGGAACUCUAGUGUUGAAGAGGAUUCCAGUUAUGACUCCACUAGUGACAGUGAAACUACAGAUGACACUAUGGACAUGUCGACUGAAGAUGAUGAUGAUGACGUUGAGUCGUUUGAGGACGAUGACGGCAAAAGCAAUGAGAUUCACCAUAAAAUCAGAACAGCUAAAUUGAAAAAAAAGAUUAAGCAUCUCACAAACCUUAUAAGGAAUUCAAGAGAUGUGCCAGUGCAUGAGCUAGAAAAACGUCUGAAUCACACUGAAAAAGAGCGUCUUCGCAGAGAUGAAAUGCGUCAUGCCUUCGCUGCGCUGAAAAAAGCACUGAACGUUGAGGAACGAGUCCGAAUGUGCAACCACGACAUUCUAAAUCAGGCUCGACUCACGAUUUCGGCUCUCAAGGACCGGAGCCAGUGCUUAGAGGAAAGGAAAAAAGCCCUACUUCAGAGACAGUCUUCCUAUCUCCGCCAGAUUGCAGAACUAUCUGAAAAGAGCAAGGCCAGAGACAAGGCACGUUUGGAGAAAAAAUGUGCACAGCAAAAGCAGCUCGACUCCCAAAAAACUCAGCAGACAUCAGUUCCAGGACCUCUAGUAAACCGUCGACGGGUAGACAGUGAUGGCAACAGACUCCCACCACGUUUUGGACUCUGGAAAGCCCCUAAUUAUAUACGCAAAAGAUCCAAAAAGUCCUUGCGGCAGCCUCCUGUUCUUGCCACAGAGGCUGUGGACGAAAGUCCUGAUUCACCAGGCAAUCACACCGUGGGUGGACCUUUGGUUAAACCAGAGGAGUUGGUGCGGACAGUUAUCGCACAGAACCCCACUGUCCUACCUCCAUUAUGCAAAACCCAUCAAGAGAAAAUUGUCUCAACAGAGAAGAAGCCAGCAGAAAAACGAUCAUUGCCAAAGAUUGUGUUGCAGUCCUUCGGCAAGACUGACACCGUAAAGCUCACAAAUGACAUAAGAACAUCUCGAUCAAGUUCUACCGAAGUCUUUAAAUCCGCUGAACUGCUAACAGAUGGUAAUUUAGAUCCGCAAGUCCAAAACAAAGAAAUGGAAAAAGGCAGUGCAACAGGAGCCUCAAAUGUGAUGGAGAAGUCUCUAGUGGAAGAACACUCGAACACAGAGAGCCCAGCUCCGUCAUCAGAAGUCACUGGAAUUGAUGUCCAAAAUAAAACUUUGUCCAAGUUAGAGAACAAACAAGCCUCUUCAGCUAUGGUAAAAGUGAGGAAAAAAAGAAGACAGACUGAAGUAGUCAUAGAAGAGGCCUUAUCCAACCCUGAUGUCUUAGGACCCAGGAAACUGAGGCAAAGAUCCCCUGCAGUUACUGGAGGGGCCACAAGUGGAAGUGCAGCAAAUAAAAGAAAGAGGAUUAUUUAGAAGUGUUAUAGCGACUUGUGAACUUGCUCACACUCUGGCUUUGUUAGUAAUGCAUCUUUGACUUUUUGCUUUUUAAAGAAACUCAUUUCUCUGUAUAGACCUGCAAAGAAAUCAAGAACGGCAGUAUUCAUUUUGUGGUUGCAUCCAGUCUGUUAGAAGUGACUGUUUUUUUUUUUCUGUUUGUUUUUUGUACAUCUUCAGGGUACUGCAAAUACAGUAUACACUUGUGCCCAACCUGAGGAUUGUCAAGAAUACACUAGCAUUUGAAUAAAACAUUAAAUUAAUGUAUGCAUAUUACCUGUAAUCAUUUCAUGAGAAACCCAUAUUGGGGUACAGUUACUAAAAUGCUUUUCAUUUUGGUCUGUUCAUGAAUUCAUAUUUUGCUAAUAAGGGGUUCACAUGUAAGCAACGAAUGGAUUUACUCAUUGUAUAACACUUUUUUAAAUCACACUUUUUUAUUAUUAUCCUGUUGGGUCUGAUUAAUUAUUCCAAAAUACCUUCGGCAGUAUAAGUGCCUCAUGGGUCAGCGCACUGUAAGGGAUCAAAGUAUACAGGAAUAUAAACGUGUAAAAAUAAUUCAUUAAAU
Hemibagrus wyckioides is the source of this 8600-nucleotide messenger RNA. It is a transcript of the gene magl, whose product is annotated as MAX dimerization protein MGA-like. NCBI's taxonomy places the organism in Eukaryota, Metazoa, Chordata, Actinopteri, Siluriformes, Bagridae. Gene Ontology annotation, biological process: positive regulation of DNA-templated transcription; cell fate specification; regulation of transcription by RNA polymerase II. The transcript has 25 exons. Bases 494 to 8014 code for a protein of 2506 amino acids. Gene Ontology annotation, cellular component: MLL1 complex; nucleus. Gene Ontology annotation, molecular function: RNA polymerase II cis-regulatory region sequence-specific DNA binding; DNA-binding transcription factor activity, RNA polymerase II-specific; protein dimerization activity. The record is from RefSeq and is a predicted model, not a curated record.